AUGCAUUAUUCACAAAGUUUACCUUAUGCAAGUCUAUUGGGUGGAGAGGCAGAAGAAUGGUUAAAGGAAAUAUGCGAAAAUUUGGUUAUAUGUGUCAAGGCAAAGGAUUUUGCUCCUGGCGCAGUUGCUUGGGUUAGACGACUGACAAGUUAUUUGGAUAUGAAACAUGCCUUACCGAAACAGACAAGAGCAAGACUGGCUAAACUGUUGUAUGAAAUGACAAUUAUGCCAGGCAUGGAUCCAGCUCUUAUUGAAUUAUGGUCAACGAAUUGCGUUCGACUCAUCAGAAACAAAAAGAAGUUAGAACCAGAGGAUUUACAAUUGGAUUGGCGACCACUCUAUGAGCUGAUACAUGAAACACUCUUUCCAAAGACAAGAGAAAAGACACUCAUAAGCGAAUCGAAAAUGAUGUCUUCUGUAUUAAAACUGGCAGAAUUAGCACAGCGAUACUUUUCACCAAACGCAGCCAAAGAGAUUCUAGCCGAAUUCCUUCCUAAAUUCAGUAUGCAUUCAGUAGCAGACGCUCUCUUAGCUCAAGGAUAUCUCACCUUAUUCUUACCUGUCGAGUACCAGCCAAGACAGUCGAUCAGUCCAGAUAUUUAUCUGCCCACCUUAUUUUCGCUCUGGUCUACACUGACAUGUUCAGCUGCGUAUGAUGCACAAUUCACUCAUCUCAUGUCUCGUAUUGCAGAAUCAAAUUUAAAUUAUGGUACAUCAGAAGUGGGAUUAUUUACAAAACAGCAGAUACAAAUGAUAUUCACCACCGGGCUGAAGAUGAUGAAUUUACCCGUCGGCACACGUAGUGACGGAUCAAGUUCAGCCGGAGGUGCAUCAGGAGGGACUACAACUGGUUAUGGAUCAGCAGGUAUUAGAGUGGAUGCAAGAGCAGGAAGUGCAUUACUUCUUCGAAAGAAGCCUGAAAAAUUCAAAGCAUUGGCUCGUUUCAUUGUAUAUACCAUCAUACCAGACGAAAGCAACAGCAGCUAUACACUGUCAUUACUAUCAGAACUUAUUCAAGCAACAGAACUUUAUUAUCACCCAUCUAACCAUGGAUCGUGGGCCUACCUGCUAACACAGUUCGCUCGACACCUGUCACAUGAGUUUCUGAAGCGAUGGAGAGAGGAACAAGAAGAGGAUUGCGAGACACCUCAGGAAAGACGAUUGACGGUAGAGUUGAAGAAGCAGUUUGUGUUGAUCUUACGACCCGUCAUUUAUCUCAGUAUGUUUGGUAAAGAUCAGUUUGUGCUAUCGGCCAGUAUCGCUUCACUUCGAUUUCUUGCAUGGCUGGAACCAUCGCUGAUUAUCCCUGGCCUUUUGGAACGCAUCUAUCCAUCACUCGAAACACUCACAGAGACACAUCGAACGACAAGCGCACUUUGUAUCCUGAUUGAUGUCGCUCGACCCUUGUUCUCUCGCCAAGUGUACCCCGCAGGCGGUAAACACCUGCUGCCUCUCUUACAUCUAGCUAUUCCAGGUAUUGACAUGAAUGACCCCAUCAAGGCACUCUCUUCGCUCAUGUUUAUAUCCAGCGCACUCAUGACAGUGCCUAUUCGAGAUAUGACGCAUCAACUAGGCGACUUUUCACCAUCAGAUCAAGAGGAUAUUGAGAACCCAUUUGGGGAAUUUUCAAAGGAGACUGAAGAUUAUCUCAUCAAGACAUCGACAGCGCAGUUUGAGGAGUGGUUGGCCAAGUUUAUGAAUCGUGUAUUUACCAUCUUUGAGAAUUUGCCACAAGAGAAUAGAAAGAAGCAGGGUAGCAGCAGUGCCCUUCAUACGAUGGAAUCAGGGCUUACUCAGAUUGUGCUUCAUACCUGUGACGUGGUGUUUGGCCAAUUAUCUGAUCAGUUGUACGAUUUGGCGCUACGUCUGAUCGUCGAGUUUGUGAAUGACAGGGUGCUACCCAAUGCGACUCGAGCCGUGGGGUUAUUGUGCGACCUGACAUCGAGCUUGAAUCCAAAGAAGGCAGCCAAGGCACUGAUUCCGCUGUGCAUCGAUCAGAUCAGGACGGAACUAGAGCACGGUGCGUCAUCGACCGUGAGCCAUGCUGCAUCGUCCAACCUUGUACAAUCUGACUCGACGUUGCACUGGUACCAGAAUAUUCUAUUUUCAGUGGUUUCUAAUUUAGGACCUGAGGUCUUGAGCUACAAACAAGAACUGAUCCAAGUGACUGACCUGAUGCUGCAACAUUGCCGCAGUCGCCGUGGCAUCAUGUGGACCGGCAAACUGAUCCGCAACGUAUUGUUCACCCUGCUGCAACUUUACCCAACCGAGUUCAAGAGCCUGAAGCCUUCGCAGUGGAACGACUCAGAGUUUAUGGACAUGCACGCACAUGAGACCUGGGGUCAAUCGGGAGAUCCUGCCUGUCUUGAUAUACAGUGGCAUGUGCCUUCGGAAGCCGAGAAAGAUUUUGCACUAGAGUACCUCUUUCACUGUUGGACACCGACCGUUGAACGACUGUCAGAGAUCAUAAAGACCGCACCAGAGAUGAAUACGCACGAGCAGAGUAACGAGCUUUGCCGUCUGUUGGCUGUGAUGCGAAAUUGUCUGAUGGGCAGUGCAACCAUGGUCGCAGAUGAUGGUUUGGACGAAGAAGAGACGAUUGAAAUGGAGCCAGACGAUAUGAAUUGUGAUGAUGACGAUGAUGAGGAUCACCAGCAGUAUAUCGCUAAACGACUCGAAGUGGGCUAUGCAUUUACAGAUCCUCAGGACCCCCGAACAAAGCAGGCUAGACAAUUCCGAAAAUCUGCUGGCGAGUUGAUUCACGCCCUUGCCGGCUUUUUUAAGACCAAGAGAGAGGAUGAUGUGGAGAGUAUCAAGAUUUGGAUAAAAAUAGCUCGUGCGUAUCUGUCGGAACGAGGAGCAGAAAAAUCACAGUUUGAACGUAGUAAGGCCGGCUAUAGCUAUGCCAAGAACUUGGUUAAGAUCCCCGUGUGUAAGAAAGAGUAUCCACGUAAUAUCUUGAUCAGAAGAGCUUACAAUCAUCAUUUGCUGCGAUUGAGGCUCAACGUCAUGGGACGGCUGAGAACACCACAUCAUGACGCGAUCUUGUAUGACCUGCUCGACUUCUCCUUGAGUUCAUAUGCAGAUAUCCGAAAGCCUAGUCAGGUAGCACUUUCAGCAACAGCACGGUGUUUUAGAGGCGCCAAGAGUCUUGUCCUUCCUAUCCUACUGGACGCACUUCGGCCAGGAACGACGGCCGACCGCAUGAAGGGUGCUCUCUACCUCUUUACGCACAAGUCUAUGUUGUUACCUUGCCUUCGAGACUGGAAGUUCAUUCCUGGAUUUAUCAUGUCCAUCUGCCACGCACAGCACCAAGAUAAACUGACGAUCCAAGAACUGAUUCGCAAGGUAUUUAUGGAGUACAUCUCAAAUGUACAUUCUCUCUCCUUCCGUGUGCUGACUCCACGCGACAUCACACCGAUCCUUGAAUCGAUUCAUUCUAUCACGGAUGAGUCAAAAGUGGCUCAGCUGGAGGCCAAGGUGGACUCACGCUCCACGUUCCAGGUAUCGGCUUAUACUGGUCUGAUCGAUCACUUGCUUGGCUUUUUGCAAGACUCACAUGUUCAUUGGCGAUUUGCUACCAUGGCUGCUAAUUUUAUCGAAGUGUUACUACGGGCGGACGUCAAGCCUACAGCUGCACUUGCAAGAUUUGCUAAUGAAGCAACGCUUUCGGAACUUCCGACCAUGCGACGUAUCGGCGUAAGCACGACGACUCAGUUAUUGUUGUAUAUCAAGCAAAGAACCUUGGCAUCAGGAAAUCCUGACCUACUCAUUACCAAGAAAGCAUUACGUAACCCUCUAAAGAUAGAGGUUCAGGUACCAGAAGGUGAGCAUAAUUUCAGCCAACAGUUACUACAAGCGUCCUUUGAGCCUAUCGAUGUGAAUAAGAGUGUCUUGGUGGACGAUACCGUCCUGGGCUGGUACGUAUGGCCGACAUCUUACACAGCAUACAAGGUGAAUGCACAUGAGAGCCUAUUCGAAGCGAUCGAGCCAGAUUCAGUGGAAGCGUACACUACAUUUGGUGAAGCGUUCACGAGCCCAGAGUACUGGGACAAGAUGAGCAAAUAUCUGUCUGAAGAAGUGCACCAAAAGAACGAAGACUGCUUCAACGAUUCACAUGCCCGACUGUUUAGCAGCAUUUUCCAAAUGUAUCAAGACCUACCCCUUGAAGCGGCCAGACCAUACAUCGAGAGUCUGUGUGCAUCCAGUGAUCAAAAGAACGCCCAGCGAGCCGCCUCAGAGAUCCUUGGGGGCCUUGUUCGAGGCACAAAGCAUUGGAACCCAAGCAAAUUGGCGCGCCUAUGGGAAUGGUUGUUGCCCUUGUUGCAAAGGGCCUUUUUGAGCAUUACGCCUGACUCGCUGACGUACUGGGAAAGCUUUGUCAAGUAUUGUGCGGCCCGUCGAGAUCCGCGACGCAUUCGGCCGCUCAUUGAUCUUCUCCUUUCGUCUGAACUCGAUCCAACCUCUGAUGCAGCAUUUAAUGAAGCCCGUAAGUUGUUGCUGAUUCGCGCUAUGGUGGUCAAACUGCAGUGGCGUGGACUGACCCUGGUGGAUCGAUUACUUCGUACACACCUCAGUAAUCUGCAGCAUCCGUAUAAGCAGGUGAGAGAAGUAAUUGGCGGCAACAUUUAUGAAUUCCUUCAACUCGAGUGGGUCCCUGGCGUAUCUUCAGUGGACUCGUUGUUGAGGACGCAUGCCAAAGCCGGAGACGGUGUUGGCCACGUGGCUGCUGAGCUGAAUGCUGAGCAGCAAACAAGAGUGACAUACAUCAUUCAAAGGCUAGAUCAGUGGUUCAAAGAGAUCGACGGCAACACGGCGUCGAGCGAUUAUGCGCAUGCAAGCAAAACAGUUCUAUGCUGGCUGCACGAAGCGCUUACACACUGGAGACUCGCAGGCACAUUGCCUUACGUCAUUCCAUUUUUGCCCAAACUAUUCAUCAUGCAAGAGAUGAAUGACGAUCAAGACUUACAAGUGAUGGCAACUCGAGUAUUAAACCUGAUUGCGCAAAUGUCGUAUCCUCCCAGUAUGCUACCCACUCUUAUUGACCAGUUCCUGACGAUCUUGACCACGUCCACAAGCUGGCAUAUCCGUAUUCGAGUACUACCUGUGCUCCAAGUGUUUUUCUUUAAGCAUCUGUUUGCGAUGUCCAGCGAGCAGUUACUGCGUAUCAUGCAAGUCAUCAGUCGAAUGCUCUUGGACUCACAGAUCGAGGUACGGCAGCUCGCAUCCGUCACGCUGGGUGGGCUCGUCCGAUGUUCACAACGAGACGCUAUUCAAACGCUUCGACAUCAGUUUGAGACCAAGAUACAAGUCAAGAUACCUCGACGCAAGCGAGAUCCUGUGACGGGCAAAAACGUGGAGCCUGCUGGUUUUGCCGAAGCCGUGCUACAGAAACAUGCGGGUGUCCUUGGGCUGUCGUGCUUAAUAAAUGCGUUCCCCUAUGAAGUUCCAGAGUGGAUGCCUUCGGUGCUUAUCGAGUUGGCAGACUGCAUUUCAGAUCCAGCUGCUGAAAUACAGGCGACCGUCAGAAAGACCUUUUCAGAUUUUAGACGUACUCAUUCAGAUACUUGGCAUGAGGAUAUGACAAAAUUUAGUGAAGAUCAAUUGUCUGUCUUGAGUGAUAUGCUUAUCUCACCUUCUUACUAUGCAUAA
Rhizopus microsporus ATCC 52813 is the source of this 5652-nucleotide messenger RNA. RefSeq lists its product as uncharacterized. Lineage: Eukaryota; Fungi; Mucoromycota; Mucoromycetes; Mucorales; Rhizopodaceae. The record is from RefSeq and is a predicted model, not a curated record. The transcript is spliced from 8 exons. Bases 1 to 5652 code for a protein of 1883 amino acids. Gene Ontology annotation, biological process: proteasomal ubiquitin-independent protein catabolic process. Gene Ontology annotation, molecular function: peptidase activator activity; proteasome binding. Gene Ontology annotation, cellular component: cytosol; nucleus.